Molecule: messenger RNA, 2857 nt
Organism: Cydia splendana
Lineage: Eukaryota; Metazoa; Arthropoda; Insecta; Lepidoptera; Tortricidae
Gene: nito
Product: RNA-binding protein spenito
Exons: 2
Coding region: 181-2433 (750 amino acids)
Biological process (GO): regulation of alternative mRNA splicing, via spliceosome
Cellular component (GO): nucleus
Molecular function (GO): mRNA binding
Source: RefSeq, a predicted model, not a curated record
ACAACGCAGAUGACGCCAUUUUGAUUUGUCAAGAAAUGUUAGUGAGUGACACUAUAGUAGUGUUCUUGUGAAUUUCAAUAAGUCGCGUGUUAUUUUCGUGGAGUGGAGGUGUUACGGUGUUGAGUGAUCCGAGAAAAGUGACUAAUAGUUUGUGAUAGUGGUUCAUCGUACUGAGCUUUCAUGAUUGGAUUACCGCGUAGCGAUAGAGAUAGAGAUCGUAUAACGGUGAAAAUUCGUAACAUGAAGAGGAGCUCGUCCAGGGAUAGUAUGCCGCGUUCGAAGAGGACUCGCAGUAGCAUAGGCAGGUACGACGACAGCUCGGAUGAGCGCGUCACACCGGAGCGGGUGCGGCGGAGGGUCCGCUCCCCGAGUCCCCGGGGCCGCUACGUGUCACCGCAUCGCGACGAUUAUGUGCGCUCUCGUGAAGUCCGCGAGGAGUCUUCAAGACCCUACUAUAAGGUUCUCUGCGUUAGUGCACUUCACCCCAAAGCUUCAGACGAAAUCGUAAAGGAUACGUUGUACAGGGAGUAUAAAAAGUUUGGAGAUUUCAGCAUCAAAAUUUCCCAUGAGUUAGACGAACGCGUCGCCUACGUGUGUUUCCGUAGCGUUGAAGAUGCGCGAGACGCCAAACAUGCCAAACCGCGUAUAAUAUUGUAUGAUAAAGUUGCUAUUGUUGACCCUGUUUAUGAGCCCGUACGUUCAGAGUACCGGAGCAGGCCCCGCAGUAUUACACCACCCGAUUAUGACCGCCCCUAUUCCUAUGCUUGGUCUCCAGCUCCAGAGCGCCGUCGACCCCCACCUGAUGACCGAGCUUAUGGCAUUCCACCCACUGUGCCACCCCAUCACAGAGAUUUCCGCCCACCCAUGCAUGAAUAUCCCAUGGCUGGUCCUCAUGGGCCUCCAAUGCAUCACCGCCCACCCAUGCAUCACCCUCCGCAUCCCCACUACAUGCCUCGCCCAUACAUGCCAAGACCUCAUCACCCUCCUUUUGAGAAAAUGGAGAACAAGAAAGACAAGUUCCCUAACUACCUGCACCAUGUCCACCCCGAAGAUGAUCCAUUAGCUACCAGGACACUGUUUGCAGGCAAUCUGGAGAUAAACAUAUCUGACGAGGAACUGAGACGCAUAUUUGGCAGAUAUGGUAUUGUUGAGGAUAUUGACAUUAAACGGCCACCCCCAGGCACAGGUAAUGCUUUUGCAUUUGUUAGAUAUCAAACUCUUGACAUGGCACAUAGAGCCAAAGUAGAGCUCUCCGGUCAAUACAUUGGCAAAUUCCAAUGUAAGAUUGGAUAUGGUAAGGCAACACCAACAACAAGAGUUUGGGUUGGUGGUCUAGGACCUUGGACCUCAGUGGCCCAGCUGGAAAGAGAAUUUGAUAGAUUUGGAGCUAUUAAAAAGAUUGAGUAUGCAAAGGGUGAAGCCCAUGCCUACAUUUUGUACGACUCCAUUGAUGCAGCACAAGCAGCAGUCAAGGAAAUGAGAGGAUUCCCACUUGGCGGUCCUGAUAGGCGUCUUCGCAUAGAUUUUGCUGAUGUUGGUAAUGGUGGACCAUACAGACCUAAAACCUAUGCACCACCAGUUGGUGAAGAUGGGAGGCCUGUGGAAGGCUAUGAAGGUUAUGAGGGCACCUGGGAGGACGGAUAUGCAUAUGGUACACCUGGUUACAGAGGUAGAGGUAGGGGCGGCCGUGGUCGCGGUGGUAUGUUUAGAGGCGUUUAUCACGGCAGUGGAGAUUACCGUGACGACGAAUGGCGCCGCGCUCCUGCUGAUGGAGAAUAUGAAGGCCGACUUCGUCGUUCUGGUUCACGAGAGCCUGGAGUGGACCGCUCGCGUUCACGGUCGCCGCGGCGCCGUUCUCCCGAUAGCGACUCAGAUGGCUCGCCGCGCCGAAGUGGAGGCAUGCUAGCUUCGGCCCGUACACUACCAGAAGUUGUACGAAAAGCAACCACAAUUUGGAAUGGUGCACUCAUUCUUAAAAAUUCCUUGUUUCCAACAAAAUUGCAUCUCACAGAUGGUGAUUCUGAAAUCAUUGACAGUCUUAUGAAGGAUGAAGAUGGCAAAAACCAGCUGCGAAUUACACAAAGAUUGAGACUAGACCAGCCAAAACUAGAUGAUGUGCAGAAGAGAAUUGCUACAUCUAGUUCCCAUGCUAUCUUUUUAGGUGUGGCAGGCUCUACAGCUUCUAUAACCAAUGAAGAUACAAGCAUUCAGACAAGGCCAAUGAGGAAUUUGGUAUCAUAUUUGAAACAAAAAGAGGCGGCUGGCGUCAUCUCACUGUUAAACAAAGAGACAGAAGCCACAGGAGUCCUAUACUCUUUCCCCCCUUGUGACUUUUCUACAGAUCUACUGAAAAGAACUUGUCACAAUUUGACAGAGGACAGUCUGAAAGAGGACCACUUGGUGAUUGUGGUGGUACGCGGAGGCUCUGCUUAAAAAAGAUGACAGUUUAAAUUAUGUAAACAAAAUGAUUAUUAGUUAAGAUUUUUUAUAAAUUCAAAAUGUUUUCCACUUUUGUUCUGUAUUCUUGUGUUGUGUAGUGCUGUUGUGAGGUGUAUGUAAAAUUAGUUAAGUGGAGGUUUCAUUAACCAAUUUUGAAUUGUGCAAGUGCUGUGUUUGUCCACAGUUUUAGUGUUCAGCAAUAAUUGUUACAAACAAAAAAAAAUAAUAGGUGUUAGUUUGCUAGUAUUAUAACAAUCAAAAGAUGAUAAACUGAUGACUAAAAAUUGUUCAAGUGUAUUUAUGAGAUAGUGACAUAAAUUCAGUUUUUUAUAUGUUCAGUUAUAGUGUAAAACUAGUGUAUGGUAGGUGAGGUGCUAGUGUAAGUGUGUGAACAUGCAAAUAGAUUACCUAUUCCUUC